UAGCCAGUUUGAAAGGGCGCAACAAGCCCAAACCUGCAGCCGGCACGCAUGAAUUUAGCUGCAUUUUACGUGAUUCUGAAUUGAAGUCAGCAGUUUCCGACCGCACAUAACUUAAGCAUACUGCAAUGGACCUCGAAUUCAGUGUUUUCCUUCGUGAAGUUUUGAAAAAUGGAUGUCUUUGAUUACUCCAUUGAGUUCUUGCUAUGGCUGAUGAUUUUCCCGAGGACUCGUUUUUCAGGAAUAGCAAUGUUGCUGCUCUGGAAGCUGCUAUUAAUGAGAAAGAUGACAAUCUGUCCAAACAAAGCAAAGCUGAGAGUAGCAUUAAGAGUCCAAAAUCGACUCAACAUGAACCGGCGACGGCAUUUAUCACAGCGAAGCAAUUGCUUCAUUCUAGAGGAGCUGAUUCCUCGUUGACUGCUUUUGGUCAUCCAGGUGCACAUGGGAAUGCUGGAAGCUCUGAAGAUUCAUGUCCACCUAAAUCAUCCAACAUCAAAGACUCUAAACGCACAACAUGUCAGGCCUCUAAAAAUUCACCCAAAUCUCAAACUACCAGGAAAAGGUGUCCCAGGAAAAUACUUGGGUCUGAAGAUGAGCCCAGCACCUCAAAGACGGCUCCUAAAUCAGAAACUGCCCCAAAGGAUAAACCCAAAACAUUGUAUCAACCCCUAAACAUUACCAAAAAUGCUACACUACAAAACAAGCACCCUGAUUGCUCAGCUAAUGGCAUUUUGUCAAACUGUGAUGCAGCACACUUAUCUUCAGGUGAUUUGGAGAGCUCUCUCAAAGACAACUCCUCCCUUCUUCUAACUCAGCAGAAGCUAAGGCUGGACACUUGGGGUCUACCCCAAAGUAUUUUAACUCAGUACGCCAAAAGAGGCGUCACUGAAAUGUUUCCCUGGCAAGUUGAAUGCCUGUGCUGCCCACGAGUACUUAAUGGAGGCAACUUGGUCUAUUCAGCUCCCACAUCUGCUGGUAAAACAUUGGUUUCUGAGAUUGUUUGUAUCAAAACUGUUCUGGAGAGACGCAAGAAGGUGUUAUUUGUUUUACCUUUUGUUUCUGUUGUGCGUGAAAAAAUGUUUUAUUUCCAGGAAUUAUUUAGAGGGAGUAAAGUACGAGUUGAUGGUUAUAUGGGUGGCCACUCUGCUGCAGGAGGUUUCCGCUCGCUGGACUUAGCCGUGUGUACCAUUGAAAAAGCUAACAGCCUCGUAAACAGAUUGAUGGAGGAAAAUGAAUUAGCGAAAUUGGGGGCUGUCAUUGUUGAUGAGCUUCAUUUGAUUGGAGACCCACACAGAGGAUACCUGUUGGAACUGCUUCUCACAAAGUUAAAAUACAUGUCUAUUAGGAACAAAGAUAUUUCAGUUCAGAUUGUUGGGAUGUCUGCCACAUUGCCUAACUUGUCACUUUUAUCAAAUUGGCUUGAAGCAGACCUUUACAAGACAACCUUUCGACCAGUACCUUUGGAGGAAUUCAUUAUUGGAGACACUCUUUACAACAACAGCAUGAAGCCUGUCCGGACCAUUACGCCAGAGAUCACAAUAAAGAAUGACACUGAACAUAUUGUCUAUUUAUGUUUGGAAACAAUUGCUAAUGGACAUUCUGUUCUCAUCUUCUGUUCUACAAAAGCAUGGUGUGAAUCACUUGCUCAAACUGUGGCUUGUGAAUUCCGUACGAUUGGUCUUGGCAGAGACAUUAAUGCCCCUGACAGUCUUCCGUACAAACUAAGGGAACAACUCAAUUCUGCUCGCAUAUCAGAAUGCCUAGGGCAAUUACGAAAUUGUCCAGUAGGAUUGGAUAAUUUGUUAGGCAAAGUUGUGUCCUUUGGAGUAGCAUACCACCAUGCAGGCCUCAGUAUGGAUGAACGAGACAUUAUUGAGGGAUGCUUUAAGAAUGGAACUUUACGGGUUCUGGUCGCAACAACUACUCUCUCAUCAGGUGUCAAUCUUCCUGCCAGAAGAGUUAUUGUAAGAUCUCCUACUUUUCAAGGCCGGUCGAUUGAUAUCCUUUCCUACCGCCAGAUGAUUGGGCGAGCUGGGCGAAUGGGUGUGGAUUCUGCUGGUGAAAGCAUUAUCAUAUGUCAGAAAACAGAACAGCGUAUUGUGGCAAACUUAGUUUUGUCUGCCUUGAAGCCGAUUGAGAGCUGUCUUGGGCAUGGUGAUCUCUCAGCAAGUCUGAAAAGAGCCAUUUUAGAAGUGAUUGCUGGGAAAGUUGCAAGUACACCAGAAGAUCUUGAACUUUACACUAAGUGUACCCUCCUAGCCCAGAGCCGGGAAGGAACUGAGGAAAAUAGCAAUCCAGUUUCUGCCUGUAUUUCUUUCCUUGAGGAUAAUGAAUUAAUUAGACUCCAGACUGGAGAUGAUGGAGUUUUACGCUAUUCUGCGACUCCUCUUGGACAAGCAUGUCUCUCUGCAUCGAUUCAUCCUGAUGAAGGGCUUCGUUUAUUCCAGGAAUUGCAACGUGCAAGGCAAUGCUUUGUGCUAGAAAACGAGCUUCACCUUGUUUACCAAGUAAAGCCUCUUAAUGUGGCUGAUCAGUGGAAUAAUUUAGACUGGAUGCAUGUUCUUUCACUAUGGGAGCAAUUGUCUCCUGAUUUGAAACGUGUUGGAGAAUUAGUUGGUGUGGAAGAUAGGUUCAUUGUGAGAGCUAUGCGAGGAACAAUUAAUUUGAAAUUGGAGAAACAGCGGCAGAAACUUCUGAUCCACAGGAGGUUUUAUACUGCCCUUGCAUUAAAUGACCUGGUCAAUGAAGUCCCAUUAAAUACUGUAGCAGCUAAGUUUAACUGUUCUCGAGGGAUGCUCCAAAGUUUACAACAGUCAGCAUCCACUUAUGCUGGCAUGGUCACAUCAUUUUGUCACCGAUUAGGCUGGUCCUCAGUGGAGCUAAUAAUAAAUCAAUUUCAAGACCGCCUUCACUUUGGAACUCACAGGGAACUGUUAGACCUUUUAAGGUUGCCCUCUUUAAACGGACCGCGAGCCAGAGCCCUGUAUAAUGCCGGGGUUACUUCUGUGUCGGAAAUGACCACAGCCGAUGUGCUCACCGUUGAGAAUGCCUUGCAUGCUGCCAUUCCUUUCUCUAGCGAUAAAGAAAGAGAGGGAGAAACCACAUCAGAAUUAGAGCGCAGGAGAGCUCUGAAAGGAAUUUGGAUCACUGGAAGGCAAGGCUUGUCUGAAAGGGAAGCUGCUGAGUUCAUCAUUAAGGAAGCUAGAACCAUUAUUCAGGCGGAGCUUGGUUUGGUUGAUGUGAAUUGGGACCAAAAGAAACAGAAUAAUGCUGUGAUCAAUGACGCAGAUUCCUUACUUGGAAGAGCAUCUAGCACCGAAGAGAGUUCAUCUACCUUUGAUGAAGCAAAUGUAAAACAGUGUGAGACUAUUGUGCUGAAAGCACCUGAAUCUGCCAUUGGUCUCACUGAAAAUACCAGUUCUACUGUGUUGCAAGAUACUGUUGCAGCAGCUGAGCCUAAGAUAGAUAUUGGAGAAUCAAUGAAUGGGAAUAUAUCAGACAUGAAAAAUUCUAUCCUACCUGAAACUUCUGAUAUCACCAAUAAUUCAUAUAGGGAAAAAGUGAUUGAAAUAACUAUUAACAACUCUUAUCUGCAUAAAGCUGCGGAAACCGUGAAUAUGGAAACAGUAAAUAACUCAAACCUAGAAAGAGUUUUUGAAACAGAUAAUUUGGAAGCCAUCCAUAACUCUAAUCAGGAUAAUGUUGUUGAAACAGAAAAUUUGAAAACUUUCGAAAAUUCUAAUCUAGAGGAAGUAAGGGAAGUGGAUAACUCAAGAAAAGCGAGUGAACGAACUGUUCAAGGUGAACAAGAAUGCAUUGGAGGGAAAGACGAAAGCUAUCAUCAUGCUGACAGCUCUAAAAAUUUAUCCACAGACAUGUUUGAAAAUAAUAUAUGUGAUUUUUCCAACUUAAGUGAAACUAUGGAAAAGAUAGCACCAUCAACUGAUGAUAAGCCUACAAGCCCCCUUGAAAGUUCAAAACACUUACAAACCAGUGUUGACAUUUUUUUUGAGUCUUCAUUUUCCAAUUCAGCUCUUGCAAAAUUAGCUGCCAAUAUUACUGAUGUUCCAAAUACAAAAAGUAAAGAGACAUCACAGCACCAAAAUGUUGAAAACAGCCCAUCUUUUCAUCCAAGUGGUACAGACUCUUGCAUGGGUUCUUGGAACAUAAACAUGUCAGCAAUAGACAGAUUAUGUGCACAAGAAGAGAUUGGUGAAAACUCAGCAGAUAAAGGAAAGGUUCCCACAGAUUCAACACCAAUAUCAAGGAGGCCAUCAUGGGACCUUUUUGCUUGUAGUCCUUCUGAAAAUGAGAAUGCUGCUGUUAAAGAAUCUGAAGACAUGUUUGCCUCAUUUACUACUCCUGUUUGUGACAGAGUUUUGCGACCAAGAAAUAGAAGUGGAAGUAGCAGUAACAGCAAAGGCAUACAAAAUACUGCAUCCCCACUAUCAUUCAUCAAUUACUCCAAAAGUCCUAGUUUGUUUGGUGAUAGUUUUGAAAUUAAUACUGGGCUGAUGGAAGUGCUUGAUGGUGGAAGCACUGCUGACAGCAGAAUGGUGCAGGACGGUUCCCCUGCAUUGAGCCCUCCAAAAGCUCCUGAGCCUGCAGCCACCAAGCAUGGCAAACUAAAUAAAUUCCUAAACCCAGCAAAAAAGCCACAGCACCUAUUGGAAGGUAAAGGAUGUGAGUCCAAUGGUCCUAAAGACCCACCUGUUUGUCGUAAUAGUGCUAAUCUACGCCUAGGGCUGAGUUGUCGGGCGGUGUCAAAGAAAUCACAAGGCACUGACAAAUCAGUAUCAAGCAAUUCAAAAGAUCCAGUUUAUACUGAAAUUUUGACAGACUCAUUCAUGGAAGCAGCAUUUCAGACUGCAUUUUACAGUGAAUCCAACAUACUAGAUGUUCAAAGUCUGCUGAGAAGUGUGACCCACUCCAAGACAUACAAGACAAGAAAAAACUUGUGCAGGUCGUGCAAUGGAUAUGAAGAAGUCGUGAAUACACCUCCAGAGAAUGAGAAGAACUUGAGAAAGUCUUCAAAAGUCUGCAGUUCUUCCACUAUAUCACCCCAAAGAAUAAAAUCAACCAAACAGCAGGUUGGUAUGACACAAAAAUCAUCUUCAAAUGGAAUUGGACCUCCACUUACCCGCAGAAUGCUGGCUAACCGACAGAAAAGUACAUCUAGUAUUGAUAAGACUCAACCUGAAAAUGUCCCAAGUACUACUACCUUAACUAGUUCAAAUUUAGAUCAAAACGACCACAUUAAAAAUCCUUUCACUUUAGCUGAGGCAGAAGAAGAUUGGACCACAUAUAAUAUAAUAGAUGUUUGUCGCAGUAAAAUACUUUUUAAAACAUUUUACAAGGAAGCGAUGGUUGCUACAUUAUGGGCUCUUUCUCUUGCCUGUGAACGGAGUGAAACCAAUGAGCUACCAGUGGGCAUUGGUUCAAAGAUUUUGAAGACGCAUAGGACCUCAAGGCAAGAUUCCAAAUCGUGUAGCAUUUCCCAGUUGUCAGUUGCCGGGAGUACCCUUGUUGGAGUUUCCUUUUGUUUUGGAGGUACUGAUGCCUACUUUCUCAAUCUGGAGACCAAGUCUGAGCAUUGUGUUAUUUCAUUAAGUGAGCGAUUGGAACUUCUGAGGAAGGUUCUCUGCAGAGAUGACAAAAUGACAAGGCCAAUAGUAUGUUCCUUUGAUGUCAAGGAGCAAUUUAAAGUGUUGUUCAGGUGUACUGGUGUUCAAAUGUACAACCUGUCUUUAUAUGAUCCAAAAAUUGGUGAUUGGCUUUUGGAACCAGAAGGCAAAGAGAAGACUUUGCAAUCUUUGGUCAUUAAGUAUUUUGAACAAGCUAUUGGCUUGGCAGAACAUGCAGGCAAUGUACGGUUUGGCCAGGGCAGCCCUGCAUUGGAUGUUGACCAAACUAUACCUGGGAGACAGCGUUCCAGUGUUGAAGCUAUAUUGUGUUAUCAAAUUAUGAGUGCCCAAUAUAGUAAGCUACAAGCCGUAGACCUUCUUUCAUGCUUUACUGAUGUGGAAAUGCCUGUUGUUGCCUGUGUUGGUGGUAUGGAGUUGACUGGUAUUGGUUUCAACACUGACACUUUACAAAAUCAACAAGAAAAGCUACGAGAAGAAAUGUCCAUUCUGGAGAAAAGAGCCUAUUUGUUGGCAGGCCGCACCUUUUCACUAACAUCACCAGCAGAUACAGCGAGGGUUUUAUAUCAAGAGCUCAGGUUGGGCCAAGGACAGAAUCUGAAAGGUCGACUCAGAAAGACCAGUAAAGAGGAACUUAGCAAACUGCGAUCAGAGCAUCCAUUACCGGAUGUAAUUCUUAUGUGGCGUAAACUGAAUGCAAUCCACUCAAAAACUGUUUGUCCUCUGCUGCCUUCUGAGCCAUGCACCAGAUUAUUUGGACGGUACAUUUUGCACACUGCGACUGGGCGGAUUUCGAUGUUUGAACCAAACAUACAAUGCAUUCCAAGAGAUUUUGAGAUUUCCCUAGAGUCCAAGGAGUCCUUCUGCAUGCGGACGGCCUUUGUGGCUUCUCAAGGUGCAUCACUGGUGGCUGCUGACUAUUCUCAACUAGAAUUGAGACUUCUUGCCCAUCUCUCUGGCGACACUAAACUUCUAAACAUAUUAAACCAAGGGCAAGAUGUCUUCAAAAAUUUAGCUGCAGAAUGGAACAGCAUUCCAUUUGAGCAGGUUACUGAUGAUCAUAGACAAAAAGCCAAGCAAAUAUGCUAUGGGAUAAUUUAUGGAAUGGGUGCUCGAGCAUUAGCUGAUCAGCUUGAAGUUGAAGAAGCUGAAGCAGUAGAUCUUAUGGAAACAUUCCAUUCAAAAUUCCCAGCCAUAAAUGACUAUCUCUCAAGAACUGUGAAAAACUGCCAAUGCCAAGGAUACGUCAAAACUUUACUGGGACGCUAUCGGUACCUUCCAGGAAUCAGUAGCUCAAGCAUUCAUGUAAAAGCUCAUGCUGAACGACAAGCAGUAAACACCACAGUUCAAGGGUCAGCCGCAGAUUUGGUUAAAACUGCAAUGGUUGUUGUCGAGAAGGCAAUAUACAAAUCCUUUCCUCACGCGUUAUGUGCUGUUGGUAAAGAAUUCUCACUCAAUGUGCCUCGCCUUGUCCUUCACUUGCAUGAUGAACUUAUGUAUGAAGUACCUAAUGACAGUUUGGACAAAUUUUGUCAUAUUCUCAAAGAUGGAAUGGAAAGGGCAAUUCCUUUAUCAGUUAAAUUGCCAGUAAAAGUGAAAGUUGGCAAGACCUGGGGCAGUUUAGAAUUGAAAACAUUCCCUGCGAAUGUUGAAACAUCCUCCACCAAUGUUAAAACAUCUUCAAUCAAUUGACUUUUUCAUCAAAUUUUAAUUUUAGUUGCUAUAUAUACACAAAACAUUUAUGAAUUUCUGGUAAUAUCCAUUAUAUUGCCCAGGACAAUUUACUACUUGUUAUUGAUAAUCAAUUUUGUGUCCUGGAACUUUAUUCCAUUAUGGUCAUGGAAAAACAUGUGUGUCCCAAUUGUAGGAUUUUUCUUGUAUUUUCAUUUCUCUUUAUUGUCUGUGAUAUACACUUCUUUUUUGUUUGUUACUUUAUGUCUUUGUUCUUUCUGUUGUAUUUGUUUUGCAUUUUUCUCUAGAAUAAUGAUUUUCAUUUUCUUUGUUAGCAUAAUUGAAUGAUAAUGCAUGGAUCUAUGUAUCAAAUUUAUUGAAUGGGUCAAAAGUAAUUUUUAUUAGUAUUCAAAAUAGUCAAAUAUUUUUCAUACUGAAUGAAACUGUUAAGUGGGUAUGAGAAACACCUUCCUGUUUAGACAGAUGACAAGUGACAGUCAUCUGAUAACUGAACUGUUUUCAGUGUAUGGUUAUUUGACAUUUCUUAAAUUCCGCUGCCCUGUUUUGAAGAUUUUGCAAGAUGAACAGAACUCGCCAUGCCAUCUCAUAUGUUUGCCGUUGCCGAAAGGCACUUGUUCCAUUGCUGCCAUCUCAAACUUCCAACUUAAACAAAUGUUUAUCUGUGCCAGACCACAGACGCUUUUUUCCUCCCUUAAAAAUGGUCCUAGCUGUCACAACAUUGAAGAUAUUUUCCCAAAAUUGCCUAUAAAAUCACCUCCAAUGUUUGCAAUGGAUGUGGCCAAUAGGUUAUUCAAACAAGUGUCAUGGACUGUGGAUAAUCAGCUGAGCAAGGAUGACAUCCUCAACACUAAUGCAGCUGCAGAGAAGAUUUUAAUGUUUGUGACCGAAUGCUUGGUAAAUAAUGAAUUUGAAGUGUUGGAAGAAAAGCUCAGCGAAGAAGCGCUACAGAAAGCUCGCUCAAUAGCACUUGCAGAGUCUAAUGAUAAGUGCUUAAUUUUUGAAGGGACUU
Molecule: messenger RNA, 8340 nt
Organism: Thrips palmi
Lineage: Eukaryota; Metazoa; Arthropoda; Insecta; Thysanoptera; Thripidae
Product: DNA polymerase theta-like
Biological process (GO): DNA-templated DNA replication; double-strand break repair via alternative nonhomologous end joining
Molecular function (GO): DNA-directed DNA polymerase activity; ATP binding; DNA binding
Source: RefSeq, a predicted model, not a curated record